AUGGCGACGGGGGUUGCCGCGGCGGCGGCGCCGCACGAUGGUGCGGCGGGGGCGGGGACGGUGGAGGAGCAGCAGGCGGCGGGGGUGGGGAUCCUGCUGCAGAUAUCGAUGCUGGUGCUCUCGUUCGUGCUCGGCCACCUCCUCCGCCGCCGCAAGUUCUACUACCUCCCUGAGGCCAGCGCCUCCCUCCUCAUCGGGAUGAUUGUUGGAGGUCUGGCAAACAUAUCAAAUACUCAGAAAAGUACUAGGAGAUGGUUUAAUUUUCAGGAGGACUUCUUCCUUCUCUUCCUACUACCUCCAAUUAUAUUCCAGUCCGGAUUCAGCUUAGCACCAAAACCAUUCUUUUCGAACUUUGGUGCUAUCAUAACAUUUGCAAUCCUGGGAACCUUCAUCGCCUCCAUUGUUACAGGUCUUCUAGUCUACCUUGGUGGAUUGAUAUACAUUGUCUACAGGCUGCCUCUGGUCGAAUGUAUGAUGUUUGGUGCUCUUGUGUCAGCAACUGAUCCUGUAACUGUGCUGUCUAUAUUUCAGGAACUUGGCACUGAUACGAAUCUCUAUGCGCUAGUUUUUGGAGAAUCAGUUCUAAAUGAUGCUGUGGCUAUAUCCUUGUACAGGACUAUGGUAUCUAUGAGGACAAAUUCUUCCGGCCAGAACUUUUUGCUUGUUAUUUUGAGAUUUCUCGAGAACUUUGUCGGUUCAAUGUCAUCAGGCAUUGGUGUUGGAUUCAUUUCUGCUCUCCUCUUCAAGUAUGCAGCACUGGGCGUUGAGAACCUUUAUAACAUGGAGAGUUGCUUGUUUGUGCUUUUCCCAUACUUCUCGUACAUGCUAGCUGAAGGUGUUGGUCUGUCCGGCAUUGUUUCUAUUCUCUUCACCGGGAUUGUGAUGAAGAGAUACACAUUCUAUAACUUAUCAGAAGAGUCUCAGCGUUUUACUGCUCGCUUUUUCCAUCUUCUUUCAUCAUUGGCAGAAGCUUUCGUGUUCAUAUACAUGGGAUUCGAUAUUGCAAUGGAACGUCAAAGCUGGUCACAUAUUGGAUUCAUAUUUUUCUCAAUUAUCUUCAUAUUAGUUGCAAGGGCUGCAAAUGUCUUUUCUUGCUCAUACAUAAUGAAUUUGGCACGCCCACCCCAGUGCCAAAUACCUAGGCAGUAUCAGCUAGCUCUCUGGUAUAGUGGGCUUAGAGGGGCUAUGGCUUUUGCUCUUGCUCUUCAGUCUGUUCAUGACCUUCCUGCUGGACAUGGCGAGACAAUAUUCACUGCUACCACAUCUAUUGUUGUUCUAACAGUACUUCUGAUCGGAGGCUCAACUGGAACCAUGCUUGAAGCCCUACAAGUAGUUGGGGACAGCAAUCGUUAUCACCAUCCGUAUGAGGAGAAUUCUGAUGGGAACAAUACUGGUUACAUGGGACAACAUUAUGAUGAAGGAACAUCCAGUUCAAAUAAAUUCAGACUGAAACUCAGAGAGCUAAGGAGAAGCACUUCCUCUUUCGCUUUACUGGACAAAAAUUACCUUACUCCCAUUUUUACCUCUCAAACUGGGGACGAUAACGAUGAUGCUGAGGAUGAUCCCAACGAAGCAUUGACGAUAUCUGGAGGGCCUAGAGAUUUGGAGGGACAUGAUUAACGGCUGCGGAUAUGAAGUGAUCAGCUUCUAGAGUUUACACAGCACCUAUCAAAGCGAGUGAAAGUGCAAUU
This is a messenger RNA of Phragmites australis (common reed), 1691 nucleotides long. Its product is annotated as sodium/hydrogen exchanger 6-like. The transcript is spliced from 22 exons. Gene Ontology annotation, biological process: regulation of pH; sodium ion transport; proton transmembrane transport. NCBI's taxonomy places the organism in Eukaryota, Viridiplantae, Streptophyta, Magnoliopsida, Poales, Poaceae. Gene Ontology annotation, molecular function: sodium:proton antiporter activity. Gene Ontology annotation, cellular component: membrane; endosome. The record is from RefSeq and is a predicted model, not a curated record. Bases 1 to 1620 code for a protein of 539 amino acids.